Molecule: messenger RNA, 3080 nt
Organism: Colossoma macropomum (tambaqui)
Lineage: Eukaryota; Metazoa; Chordata; Actinopteri; Characiformes; Serrasalmidae
Gene: ptk6b
Product: PTK6 protein tyrosine kinase 6b
Exons: 8
Coding region: 121-1638 (505 amino acids)
Biological process (GO): cell surface receptor protein tyrosine kinase signaling pathway; innate immune response; protein phosphorylation
Cellular component (GO): extrinsic component of cytoplasmic side of plasma membrane
Molecular function (GO): signaling receptor binding; ATP binding; non-membrane spanning protein tyrosine kinase activity
Source: RefSeq, a predicted model, not a curated record
AAGGAGGAAGUUUGUGUCUUUUCCCGUCACAGUCGCUCUGCUCGCUCCUCGCUGUCAGACGCGUUCCUUGCAUUCCCGUGGGAGAAGAACCUGCCCAGCCUCGGGCUGCACCUCGACCACAUGGGGGAGUGCUGCCCGUGCUCUUGGCUCUCCGAGCUGUUGGACAGGUGCUUCGACAAGCGGAGGGACGUGGAGCCCGGUGGGAAAAACGAAUACAGCGGAGCGUCUGAGCACUCCAAGCCGGAGAGGGAGGACAUGGAGCGCGAUGUUCUCACUCCUAAUUACGCGGGUAAUGGUGAUGUGUACACGGCGCUGUGGGGCUUUGAAGCUCGGGCCGAAGAGGAGCUUUCCUUCCAGUCUGGAGACAGGUUCAGGAUAGUCAGGCGCAGUGGAGACUGGUGGACGGCCAAUAAGAUUGACCGCUUUGGAAAAGUGCUGGCCACCGGCAUCGUCCCUUUUAACUACCUGGAGCAAGGAGGAGAGGCGGUGGACGCGCAGCCAUGGUUCUUCGGCAAGAUGAACAGGUUUGAAUCUCUCAGCCAUCUCAUGUCAGCGGAGAACAACGAUGGAGCUUUCCUGAUACGAAUCAGUGAGAGUGACAACGUCAGGCAUGUGCUCUCAGUUAAGGUGAAGAACAGAGUGAAGCACUUUAAGAUUUACCAGACGGAGAGUGGAUUCUACGUGGAACAAACAUGGAGUUUCCCCACUUUACCGAAGCUCAUUGAACACUACCAGACUCAUCGACUUGCCUCUGUGGACAGACUCGGAAAACCAUGCAUCAGGAGAGAGCCACAGCCUCAGGACCUCUCUCACACCACAGUGGACGAGUGGGAGCUCCCUAAAGAGGACUUUACUUUGGAGGAGCAGCUGGGCAGCGGCUACUUCGCCGACGUUCAUCGCGGCAAGUGGAAGAACCGCAUCAACGUAGCUAUUAAAAUUCUCAAAACCAAUGCGUCUUUGAACCAGCGCGAGUUUCAUAUGGAGGUUCAGGUUCUGAAAAGAUUGCGUCACCGGCACCUAAUCUCGCUUUUCGCCAUUUGCACUUCCUCCUCCCCGUAUUACAUCAUCACUGAGCUAAUGGAGAAGGGCAACCUGCUGGACUUCCUCCGCAGUAAAGAGGGCGGGACUUUAGACCAGGUGAAUUUGAUUGACAUGGCGGCCCAGGUGGCUGAUGGGAUGGCGUAUCUAGAGGCGCACAACAGUAUUCACAGGGACCUAGCGGCCCGGAAUGUGCUCGUUGGUGAGGGAUAUAUCUGCAAGGUGGGAGACUUCGGCUUAGCACGAGUCAUCAAGGAACCAAUCUAUGUUUCAGAGGAAAAGAAGAUUCCCUACAAGUGGACGGCUCCUGAAGCCAUCACCCACGGCCGGUUCUCUCAUAAAUCCGACGUCUGGUCAUUUGGCAUUUUCCUGUAUGAGACUAUUACCUAUGGUGGAGUUCCAUAUCCAGGUUUCAGUUCAAGUGAGGUGGUGCAUCAGAUCACCCAUUACGGCUACAGGAUGCCGUCCCCCCCUAAAUGCCCUCGCCUCGUUUAUGACAUUAUGCUGUCCUGCUGGAGUGAAGUGCCAGAUGACCGGCCGAAAUUCCAAGAGCUGAAAUCUGAUCUGGAAAACAUCAACCGCUACACAGAACUUGACUAAUCCUUCCUGCUUGAGUCCAGUCACUGGAGUCCUUCUACUGGAAACAUUGCUCCUACUGUAUAUCACCAGCAGAGGGCAGCACAGACUCACAGGAAGACCAGGCUUGGACCAAAGUACGAAUAUAGAAAACACCAAAGGAUUUGAUCGAGGGGUUGGCUGUUGGUAAAGCCAGCUGCCCUGUAAUCUGUUAAGGAUUGUAAUUCCUAUAAGACUGUGGCAAACCUAAAAUAAUAUCAUAUCCAUUAUUCGACUGACUGCAUUUAAAUGCAAGACAGUCCUAUAAUGAAUAUAAAGACACAUAAGCACUUUUAUAACAAUUGUCACAUUAUAUUCAUUGUGCAUUAAUAAUGUUUAGUAAGGUUUUACACAUAUGAUGAAGGGCUGCUGUGCUGGGAAGAUGAUGUUAGAAGACGCCAGUCACCAGUUUACUUUAACAGACGCGAUGCACUGCAUUGACCAGCAACAGUAACUGGAGAGGCUGUCAUUUAAGUUACACUCUCAUUAUCAAGUGUACUGCUGUCGCCAAGCCUCUAAUGGAGAUGAGACCUGAGAUUUUUUCAGUGCUGAACGUAAUUAAAUACAGAAACAGGAACUUUACAAGUACAACUUGCUUUUCCAUGUGCUUAUGCAUGCAAGCCUAUUAAAAUAGCUUAUCAUCUUUGAUGCUCAAACUGGACACAGAACAGGAAACUAUUCUAGGCUGACAAGACAGGCACUGUUGCCAUCACAGCAAUAAUUUAAUAAGGCGUGGUUAUUUUCUAAACAUGUGGGCCAAACCGCUUUUUAUCGUGCUGGUUGUGCUCACUGUGCGCUCUACAGGGCAUGAAGAUGUCCUUGCAGACCUGUUCAUGCAGUGAGAGCAUGACUGAGUGUAAGAUGAGUUUUGACAGAUAGCUGCUGUCAUCGUAGUGGUCAGAUGAGGUUCAGGCUUGCUGGGGGAUAGCACCACUGUCUGCCAGAACUAAGAGCCCUUACUCAACCCAUGUGGACACUAUAUGCCACUGAAAGCUUAUUAAAGCUAUAAGCUAUAAGUUUUGCCAAGGGGAAAGAGAAAUUCCAGAACUUUCUGCAGAAUCAACGAAUCAGAACAACACCAUUCAGAAUGGUCAGAAACCUACCGAGUAAGAAAUAUUCACAGUGGUGUUCGUUCGCUGACAUCUGAAGAGGUCAAUGCCUUUAAAAGUAAUCUCACACAAAGUUGAUACAUAAAAUGGUUUAUGUAUAUGUUACCUGAUGCCUGAAAGAUUGUUUUAUGAUAUAGUUUUGGCCUAAAACUAUUUUUUGAAGCCAUUCACAGUGGAGAGGCCCAUGCAGAAUAUUAGGAAGGAUAUGACCCAUAGAAAACCCAAUUUUACCUUUUUUUCUUUUUUAAAUUUACCAGUAUUAUCAACAUUACAUAUAAAACUAAGACAGGAGGUUCACUGGUGGUUUUGGAUAGUAAA